Messenger RNA from Carica papaya (papaya), 1921 nucleotides. Its product is annotated as protein DETOXIFICATION 14-like. Gene Ontology annotation, molecular function: antiporter activity; xenobiotic transmembrane transporter activity. The record is from RefSeq and is a predicted model, not a curated record. Gene Ontology annotation, cellular component: membrane. Gene Ontology annotation, biological process: xenobiotic detoxification by transmembrane export across the plasma membrane. NCBI's taxonomy places the organism in Eukaryota, Viridiplantae, Streptophyta, Magnoliopsida, Brassicales, Caricaceae.
GAAUCUUCUCCAAGUUACACCUCAUACCCAGAUAUAAUAUACAUAUACAUAUAUAUAUAUAUGUUAUUCCUAGUUCACUAAAAAAAAAUUAUGCGUUAUACCCAGAUAAUUCAUUCUUAAUUAUAUGUGGUUUUAUAUAUACAAACACCAUACAAUAUUCUGUCUACGUAUAUACACACAUAUAUAACUUUUUCUGGAUUUGUUUUUGUGUGGUUACAUAUAUGUCGUGGGUGUAUAUAUAGACAUAAACAUAUAGAAAGAGAGAGACUAAUGAAUGUACAGUUUGAAUUUUUAAGUUGGUGAAAAAUUUCAGAGAGGAGAAAGUGAAGGGAAUCACACAUGGGAAGUAAAACAUGGAUUAUGACGACGAUGAAGGAGGUGAAGAAGGUGAGCGGAGUAGCAGGUCCUAUGGUUGCAGUCAUGGUGAUUCAGAGCCUCUCCCAAGUGGUUUCGUUAAUGAUGGUCGGCCAUCUCGAUGCUCUCUCCCUCGCCGGAGCUUCCAUAGCCACCUCCUUCACCAACGUCACCGGCUUCGCUUUUCUACUCGGCAUGGCCUGUGCGCUAGAAACUCUCUGCGGACAAGCCUACGGAGCCGAACAAUACGAGAAGCUCGGAAUUUACACUUACGGCGGAAUCACGUGUCUCAUCGUACUUUGCUUUCCGAUAUGUCUGAUCUGGACAUUCACCGACAAGAUACUGAUGCUCGUCGGCCAAGACCGGGAAAUCUCCAUCGCGGCUCGGAACUUCUCGGUGUGUCUGAUUCCGAAACUAUUUGCAUACGCGGUGUUGCAGCCACUGAUUAGAUUUUUUCAGACGCAGAGUUUGGUUCUGCCAUUGUUGGUCUCCUCUUUUGCGACGUUGUGCUUUCAGGUGCCACUGAGUUGGGUGAUGGUAUUUAAAUUUGAGUUGAAAAGCAUGGGAGCAGCGUUGGCGUUGGGAAUUUCUUUUUGGUUUUACGUCUUCUUGUUGAGUUUUUAUAUCAUCUUUUCUUCAAAAUGCCAAAAGACACGCGGUGCAACAUUUUCGAGAGAUUUUCUCCAGAGAAUCUGGGAAUUCUUUCGUCUAGCUGUUCCUUCUGCUGCAAUGGUCUGUCUCGAAUGGUGGUCAUCUGAGGUUCUGAUUUUGCUAUCUGGAAUUUUACCAAAUCCCAGGAUUGAGACAUCUGUUCUUUCUAUAUGUACUAGAGUUUCUAACGAGCUAGGAGCGGGCAAUCCAAAGGCGGCUAAGAUUGCCGUCGUAGCCAUAUUAGUUCUUGCAGUAACAGAGGUUGUCAUUGUAGCGGCGGUUUUGUUCUUUUUCCGGCAUAUUUUGGGAUAUGUAUUCAGCAACGAAAAGGAUAUUGUGAAUCAUGUGUCGGAUUUGGGUCCUUUUAUGUGUCUGUUAAUGACUGUGGACUGCUUACAAGCUGUUUUUUCAGGAGUUGCAAGAGGGAGUGGAUGGCAGAAGAUUGGAGCGUAUGUAAACCUAGGAGCAUUUUAUCUUGUUGGAAUUCCGCUGGGUGCGGUGUUAGCUUUUGUUCUGCAUCUCAAAGCCAAAGGCCUUAUGAUUGGCUUCAUCAUGGGCACUUUUGUACAGGCCACUCUGCUUGUUCUCACUACACUUUUCACCGAUUGGCAAAAGCAGGCAUCAAAAGCUAGAGAGAGGAUGUUUCAAUCAAACGACGUCGUAGUUUAACUUCCACAAGCCAAGCCAUAAUUUUUUCGUGGCAUUAUUGAAUUUUCCAAUUCUUCCUUCACAUUAUAAUGUAAUCAAUCAAGUGAUAUUACACCCUUAAAUCAAGUGUGUAAUAUUAGUUGAUGAAAAAAAAAAAAAAAACAUAGCUUUGGGAAAACAAAUCAUCACAGCAAAAAUAUAUUGAUUCUAUAAUUUUUCAAACGGAGAAUAGACAGUUGGUUAUUAAUUUUGUCAAAAUAAUGUUAGA